AGGAACUCCAACAGCAAAAACGACCGGAGGAACCGCAAGUUCAAGGAGGCCGAGCGGCUCUUCAGCAAGUCUUCGGUCACCUCGGCAGCGGCAGUCAGUGCGUUAGCUGGAGUUCAGGACCAGCUCAUUGAGAAGCGGGAGCCGGGCAGCGGCACAGAAAGUGACACUUCUCCAGACUUUCACAAUCAGGAGAAUGAGCCCAGCCAGGAGGAUGCUGAAGAGCUGGAUGGGUCUGUGCAGGGGGUGAAACCCCAGAAAGCUGCUUCCUCUACUUCUUCUGGGAGCCACCACAGCAGCCACAAAAAACGGAAGAACAAAAAUCGACACAGCCCGUCUGGCAUGUUUGAUUAUGACUUUGAGAUUGAUCUCAAGUUAAACAAAAAGCCAAGAGCC
Messenger RNA from Balearica regulorum gibbericeps (East African grey crowned-crane), 393 nucleotides. NCBI's taxonomy places the organism in Eukaryota, Metazoa, Chordata, Aves, Gruiformes, Gruidae. The record is from RefSeq and is a predicted model, not a curated record.